This is a messenger RNA of Caenorhabditis sp. 36 PRJEB53466, 207 nucleotides long. The record is from the annotation of a GenBank genome assembly. NCBI's taxonomy places the organism in Eukaryota, Metazoa, Nematoda, Chromadorea, Rhabditida, Rhabditidae.
AUGGAUCCUGGGCCGCACAUCGCAUCGACGACAACCUCUUCUGAUUUGAGAUCUGCCAGGGAGAGAUGCGGAGAGAAGGAAAUGCACAAGUUCGGAUUGAUGAACGCCGCUGCGAAGUUCGGAGCGCAAAUCAACUAUGUGUUCGAAUUGAAGUGCAGUGUCAAAGAGUUCGACAUCGAAGUGCUGCUGAGAAUUAAGCGAAACUAG